Fusarium musae is the source of this 1698-nucleotide messenger RNA. RefSeq lists its product as uncharacterized. Gene Ontology annotation, biological process: carbohydrate metabolic process. Gene Ontology annotation, cellular component: beta-galactosidase complex. Bases 1 to 1698 code for a protein of 565 amino acids. The transcript has a single exon. The record is from RefSeq and is a predicted model, not a curated record. Gene Ontology annotation, molecular function: beta-galactosidase activity. NCBI's taxonomy places the organism in Eukaryota, Fungi, Ascomycota, Sordariomycetes, Hypocreales, Nectriaceae.
AUGACUGCCACACAAAUUCCAACAACACCAGCCCAGAAUGUCUACCCCCAUCUCAGGCGAUCUGUCAAGGGUUCAGAUCAGCUCAUCGUCAAAGGGAAACCUUUCUUGAUGCUUCCUGGCGAGUUACACAACUCAUCCCUUAGUUCCGCCAAGUUCAUGAGUGAAGUUUGGCCGACAAUGAAAUCCGAUCACAUCAACACGUUGCUUGGUUCGGUAACAUGGGAAAUGAUUGAACCCAAGGAAGGCCACUUUAACUUCAGUGAGCUUGAUUUGGUCCUGCAAGGCGCCAGAGAGCACGAUAUGCACCUCGUUCUGCUCUGGUUCGGAACAUACAAGAACGGUCUUUCAACAUAUGCCCCAGGAUGGGUCAAGAGGGAUUCCAAGCGGUUCCCCCGAGUUCAAGUUCUUGAAGCUGGUGGCGUCAAGAGGACACUCGAGAUGAUUACUCCUCUAUGUGAAGCCGCGUGUGAGGCGGAUUCUCGAGCCUUUGCUGCCCUAUUACGACACCUUGCAGAAGUUGACUCGCAGUACCAGACUGUUUUGAUGGUUCAAGUUCAGAAUGAGACCGGAGUCCUCGGAGAUUCUCGGGAUCGAUCGCAUCGAGCUAACAAAGCGUUUGCUGAACCCAUUCCAAGUGAGCUUCUACAGUAUCUGAGUCGCGUCGAUACCCACUCAAGAUUUAAGAAACGAAUCUCAAGUGUUCCCUCAUCAGGUACCCAGUCCUGGGAGUCCCUUUUCGGACCCGGGGCAGCAGCCGAUGAGGCCUUUAUGGCGCAUUUAAUCUCCUCUUACGUGGGACGCGUCGCCGCAGCAGGAAAGGCCGAGUAUCCUAUCCCUCUGUACACAAAUACAUGGCUCAAUAUUGAAGGACAGUCAGAGCUGGACUUUGGUGGAGGCGCGCCAGUUGUGGUUGGAGGCGGUGACAAACCUGGGAUUUACCCAUCUGGAGGUCCUUGCCCUCAUGUUUUGGAUAUCUGGCGAUUUAACACGCCCUCGCUGGACUUCCUAGCACCGGAUCUUUACUUUCACGACUACGAAACUGUCUGUCGCAACUAUACAGAACAAGGAAACACUCUCUUCAUCCCGGAACAGAGGCGCGAUGAACAUGGAGCGCGACGCGUCUGGUUAUCCUACGCGACUUACGGCGCUCUUGGAGCUAGCCCGUUUGGUAUCGAUACUGGCUCUGACAUCAUUGGCCGCGAGUUCAAGCUUCUCGACCAGACCAAGCAAUAUCUUCUCAAUGCUGCACCCGAAGAUCGCUUUGGCUUCUAUUUUGACGAAGAGCCAAGCGAGAAGAAGCCGGAACAAUGGACUCGCACAUUCGGUGAUAUCAAGGUCAUCGUUGAGCGUUGCUUCGUCUUUGGCAAGCCUAGCUCCGGCGCUGGAAUGAUUAUUCACUUGGGUAAUUCCAAAUUUCUCCUUGUCGGCCGGGGCUUCCACGCCCGUUUCAAAGCAGCUCAUAUGGAUGCAACCUUUGGUGGGAUCCUUUGGGGCGAGGAGAAGGAGGUUGAUGAGAACGGAAACCUACAGACACUGAGAAUUUUAAAUGGGGAUGAGACGAGGCACGGCGAAUUCAUGAUGAUGCCUAAUGACGAUCCCGAUUAUGGCGGGUUUCCUAUUGCUGUUACGCCUGGAGCGAGGACUUGUAUCGCUGAAGUGGAGGCCUAUUGGAUUGCCGAGGAUGAAGAUGACCGAUAA